Molecule: messenger RNA, 5236 nt
Organism: Dinoponera quadriceps
Lineage: Eukaryota; Metazoa; Arthropoda; Insecta; Hymenoptera; Formicidae
Gene: Kal1
Product: endoplasmic reticulum aminopeptidase 2-like
Exons: 23
Biological process (GO): proteolysis; peptide catabolic process
Cellular component (GO): extracellular region; cytoplasm
Molecular function (GO): peptide binding; zinc ion binding; peptidase inhibitor activity
Source: RefSeq, a predicted model, not a curated record
GACAAAGACGUCUUCCGCCUUUCGGACGCAGUAGUCGCUAGUUAACCGUCGCGGCAAUGUUCGUCCGGACGCUAGAUCCUGCGGGAGUUUAGCGCACCUGAUUAGCAUGGAGAGACACGGCGCGCGACGAGGUGAUUUGUCCCCAUCUCAUCGGACGACGGGCAAAAUCAAUGCUUCAGGAUUUCCGGACGGAAUUCGCGAGGCUUGCGUUAAACGCGACGGGCUCUGCAAAAGGAGCUCGCAAUGGUGGCGCACGAGAGCGAGAAUCGCGAUGACGAUACUGAUCUGCGUGUUCGUCAGUGCGAUGAUCAUUUACUGGUUUGUCAGUUCGAUCAUAGAGAAUCGACGGGACAGUAGGCACAGAGGGUCGUCCGCUGGGAAAUCUCGUAAAACGGCUUAUCCCGAGAGACUGCCCGAUCACGUUCUACCGCUGGAAUACACUUUGAAGAUACUGCCCAUACUGGAAGAGGGAAAUUUCACGACCAUCGGCGACGCGCAGAUUCAAUUCUAUUCCAAGAUCCCGACAAAGCACAUACGUCUUCACGCUCACAAUCUUCUCAUACGUGAUAUCAGCGUGACAAAGUAUCACGAUCGGCCGUCGAACACGUCGAAAUUGAUGGAUGGGUACGUCCAGCAGGACAAAGAAGAUUUCAUCGACGUGCUUCUGCUGCAAAUGCUGAUGGCGGGCGAGACUUACGUUUUACGCAUCAAAUACACGGUCCCGUUGCAUCAGAAGCCGAAAGGGUUUUUCAGGAGUUCGCACGUCCAUCGCGAUACCAACGAAACCAGAUGGAUCGCGGUGUCAAACUUCUCGCCAGACUUCGCUCGCCGGGCUUACCCGUGUUUCGAUGAACCGUGGAUCAAGACACCUUUUCGCAUCUCCAUCGGCCGAAGAUCGAACAUGCGAUCUCAUUCCAACUCGAUGCGCAAAGUCACCGAGGAAAUACGCGACUUGCCGGGCUACGUGUGGGAUCAUUACGAGAAAACUCUACCGAUGCCCACUUACGUGGUCGCCUUUAUGGUCACUGAUUUCUUCAGCUACCACGUCAGCGUCGCCGAUCGACCGUCGCACACGAUCUUCUCCAGGAGGGAGGUCGCGAACGACACGAAAUACAUGGCCGACUUGGUGCCGAAGGUGCUCCGAUUAAUACAAAACUUCACCGGGUUCUACUACGAAUUGGACAAGCUCGACGUGAUCGUGGUCCCCAAGCUGAUGUAUUCCGCGAUGGAGAACUGGGGUCUCAUCUCGAUUCGGGAGGACAUAGCGGUCAUAAAGGAAACUGGAGGUAGUGAGAACGCUAAAAAUGUUCUCGCUAGUAUCGCGGCGCACGAAGUCGCCCAUCAGUGGUUCGGUAAUCUAGUGACUCCAAGAUGGUGGGACGACGUGUGGUUGAAAGAAGGACUCUCCUCAUUUUUCGGAUUUUUAGCGCUAAGCGUGUUGGAUGUCACUUUACUCAAUAACGUUGGCCGGUUAUCAAAGAAAAUGAAAACAUCGAUCCUGCCGCAGCUAGAGCCGGCGUCUUGGGACCGGCAGGCCAGCUUCCUUACCGAAUGCCACGACAUAUUUUACGAGGACGCCAGCGAAACGGCACACCCGUUGCAUAUUGAUCUGCGAGAGCUGAGCGGGCUCAUCGACGUCUUCGAUUUGACGUCGUACGCCAAGGGUAAUUGCAUGGCGCACAUGAUCUAUCAUUUUCUGGGCGAGCGGAUCUUCCUCGCGUCCGUGCGCCGCUACAUGCGCACGUAUUACUAUCGCAGCGCCGAUCAGGAGGAUCUCUGGAGCGCCUUCCAGGUGGAGAUCGACGGAGCGAGCGACGGGUUACCGGCUUCCUCCGGGCUGCGUAUGAAGGACGUUAUGCGAACUUGGACGUAUCAGGCCGGCUUUCCUGUCCUGCGCGUCCGACAGAAUCACGAAACCGGUGCGAUCGAGCUUACGCAGGACCGAUUUUAUCAUUAUGGCCUAAAUAGUACGAGCGAAGAGUUAUGGCACAUCCCGUUGACGUGGACCACCGAAAAUGAACAGCAAUUUGGUAAUACCUUGCCGAAGGCAUGGAUGGUCAAGAAACGCAUGAAAAUUAACGACACUGCUCUGAGCCGGGCGAGUUUCAGCGACCAGUGGAUUCUGUUCAAUAUCAAUCAAACGGCUCUGUAUCGCGUCAACUACGAUACGGAGAACUGGGAACUGUUGGUCAAAUCCUUCGGAGCUCUGCCGGAAGUGGCAAAGGUGCAAUUGCUGGCGGACUCGUUUGCAAUAGCCAACGCCGGAUUGCUCGAUAUGAAAGUCACGUGGAGCGUCCUCGAGAAGCUGGAGACGGAGAGCGGAGAGAUGCUGUGGACGCAUGCGAUGCUCACGUUGGCCACUGUCAAGGAUUAUUUUUGGGAUUCGGACGUGUUUAAGUUCGCGAUCUGCAAGGUCACCGAUCGGGUGUACGCCGAGACGAUGCGGUCGCUAGUCCAUACGGAUCCUGCGUCGUGGACAGGAUUCAAGGUGAACGUAAUGAAAUGGGCAUGUUCGGUGGGCCAUCGAGCAUGCUUAAUGACGGCCCGCAACUUCGGCCGAAAAAUGCUGCGAAACGAGUCGUCGAGCUCGUCGUACGUAACGCCACACAUUAUUUGAGGGACACACACGCGAGUAGUCUAGGAUUGUAUUCGCGAAAAUCAGCCGGCGAAUUAUAGCGUUCCAGAGGCAUUCCGUACCUGGACGUACUGCGAGCACGUGAAAACGGUCACGGGGGAACAAUGGCUGGCACUUCUCGAGAGAUACAACGAAUCGACGACGGCGCACGAUAAGGAGAGCCUCGCCUUCGCAUUGGGAUGUCAUGUUAACGCCAGUCUACUGCGAAGUUACCUGUCUACGACAUUUUCGCAACGGAAUAUCACAGGAUCGCACGCGGAGGGAGCUCUGAUGUCCACCGUGAUAAAUCCGCACGGGUGUCGCGUUGCGGCGGACUUUCUCACUGAACAUUGGGACAGGUUCAACGCGAAGGAGGAGGAGAAUAGCGCAUACGCAAACGUUAUCCUGAUCGGCACGUUGCGUGCCUUCGCGAGACGCAUUCGUCAAGAGGAGGACGUGGAAUGGCUACGGCGGCUGAAAGGCAGACACGGGAAGUAUGACACUGUGAUCGGGCAGGUUAUUAAUAAGGUCCAGGCCAAAGUCGCGUGGUACAAGGAGCACAGGAACGAAGCAUUGCGAGCACUGGAAGAGAUUUCCGCGAGAUACGCCGAGACGAAGGAUUGUAAAAAAGGAUUGCAGGAAGGAAGAUUAACGCCACCGCGUGGGGCAGAAGCGGUUCAUACGAAUUUUCACGUCCCGGGAGGCACGAUGUCGCACACCGGUAAUCCGACGUUGGCUAUAACUACGAAGAGAAAACCACGGAGGCAGCAGCUACUACCGGCCACCCUCAGAAAGUGGUGGCCGUGGUGGUUGCUGCUACCAGGAUGUUUGGCAUCGUGGACGCGAUACGUCGAGGAGUACGACUCCAUUAGAGUAGCCAGGUGCGACGCCCGAUGCGGGGAGAACCAUCCUGACGAGUGCGUGGAGAAUUGUCUGGCAUCGAAUUACACGAAACCCGGAUAUUGCCCCGAGAGAACGUUUAUGACGCCCUUCGAAGCCGCCUGCUUGGUCGCCUGCGUCGACGAUUCCCGUUGUCCGGAUUUGGCCAAAUGUUGCACCCAUGAUUGCGGCGUCACGUGCAUGCACCCCAUCGGUUUGGACACUCAAAACGACCUGCCAGUCGUGCCGGAGAACCUGCGGAUACGCCAGCAGAAGAGCAACCUGGUGCUUCUGUCUUGGCGCAGCGGCAAGUCGGCCGCCAGCAACGCGUCUUCCUCCGCCGAUGAUGACGACGACGACGAAGACGAGGUCCGGUACUUGGUGGAGGAGCGUCACUUGGUCGGGCCCAGGUAUCUGGAAUCCAGACUGAGCUCUUGGACGGUGUGCCACGUGUCGACGAAGCCGCACGCGACCCUCCGUGGCCGGCUGAAGACUGGACACUGGUAUCAGUUUCGCGUAGCGGCCGUCAACGGAAACGGUUCGCGCGGGUACUCGCAACCCUCCAGACCCUUCAAGACAAAAGAGCCGCGAAAUCCGAAGGAGCCGCAAAAUCUGACGUUAUCAAACGCGCGCCUCGUCGGCGGCAAGCUGCGCAUCAAUCUGCGAUGGGUCAGACCAACGUCAGAUAUACCGAUAUCGUUCUACAAAGUGUUCUGGAGCAGGCUCAUUCACGGCCCGACUAACGACUCCAUCCUUGUCUACCACAAAACGGUCCUGAAAGACAAGACGUGCUACGAGCUGAAGAAUCUGGAGCUGAAGUGCCAGUACUUCCUGCAGGUGCAGGCGGUGGCUGUGUACGGCGGCCGGCGCUUGGCGUCGCGCAAGGCCUCCAAGGUGUUCAACAGCACCGACUACAUGGCAUACGCCGACGUCGGGAGACGUUCUCGCAGGUGCGAGCGAACCCAGGCCGGCCUCCACGUGCGUCGCAUGAGCUGCCACUGCGGCGACGUCAAGGUGCGUCUGGUCUGGCCAGUGAGCGGCGACGCCAAGAUGUACAACGUCACGUGGCGGGAGGAGUCUUGUUCGCGCGAGAAAAACCCGGAACACCGACGGAAAGCCGUCGUCUGGCAGGUGGUCCAGACCUCGCACUACGACCUGCAGCAACUGCGAAACGAUUGCACGUACAGCGCGAACGUGCGCAACGUACCGAAGGAGAACGGCAGCGACGACCAUGGGGCUAGUAUAGAAUUCUUCGCGACCGGAUGUCAGGACGAUCAAAAGCGGCAGAAGCGACGGAAGAGCGCGCGAUGUAAGACGAAACCGUCCAGAUCCAGACGGUACUUUGCCGAUCUAUUUGUGAUAUGAACUCGUUGGCGACCACCGAAUGGAUUGUGAGUCGCGACGGUGAUGUUCGCGAUCUACCCGGUAAUAUCCAUCGCUCGCGAAUAUCGUCCCAGGGAUAUGUAUUUCAUUUAUGCCUUGAUGAGGGGUAUAGUCGAGGUUAAAAUCAUUUCUCGAGGAAAGGAAGGGUGUUCCUGCGAUUUUCCGACCGCUUGAAAAAUUUGCUUCCCCGAAUGAAUUUUGGUACGUGAGCUUCGUUCGCGGUGAAUGGCCGAGACUGAGUUGAGCAUAAUGUAAGUUUUCUACACACGAAUCAUUUUUCUAUAUAAAGGAGAAGUAAUCAGAAGAAAAUAAUUAGACUUUAUCUAUACUUUAUAGUAAGAAAAGGGUGUAAAAUCGUUG